Messenger RNA from Acanthaster planci (crown-of-thorns starfish), 6735 nucleotides. RefSeq lists its product as uncharacterized. NCBI's taxonomy places the organism in Eukaryota, Metazoa, Echinodermata, Asteroidea, Valvatida, Acanthasteridae. Gene Ontology annotation, molecular function: DNA binding; peptidyl-prolyl cis-trans isomerase activity. The record is from RefSeq and is a predicted model, not a curated record. Gene Ontology annotation, cellular component: chromatin; nucleolus.
CUUCUUAAAAGUAACCAACUGACCCCGCCACACUUUCUCAGGGGAAGGAGUAAAAAAAAGUUUGGGAUAAUGGAUGAGCAUCACUCAUGGAACUGUCGGUGUUUGCAGCAGUGAGCAUUUCUCAGAGUUUUGCCUCGUCUCUGACUUGAGCUCUGCCUCUCGCCCCAAAAGCAGUUUUUUGUCAUCAACUGUAACGUUCCUCAAUCCUUUAAGAUCCCUUAGGUGAUUUUGGAGGAUUUUGGGGGACUGAGACUGAAUUGCAAAAAAGUGUGGCACGUUGUGGAGGAAGUAUUUUGUCAAGGUCUUGGGUUAGACCUUGGCUUGUUUGUGCUUUGCGGGGCAUAAAUUCAGGCCUGGGUUAUACAUGUAUGUGAAAUCAUUCACACUGCUCCAGGAUACCAUUCACACUACCUGAACAUCAUGACAGGAAUUGCUGGAGGAAUUUUGCAGGAUUGGCAGGGGUCAGCCCUGGAAGGAACAUACUCGGGAAAUAAUGGAGGAUUUUAGGGGGUUGAUGCUGUGUGCCGUUUUCCCAUAGAAGGCAGUUGGAGAGUUCUUAAAGACUGAGGAUGCAACCAAGCCAAAAGGGCCCAGGGGAUUAGGGUUAAUGUCUUAACCAGUCGGCAAAACUCCCCCUUCAAAUCAUCAAGUUGGAUGCUGCCGGAGGAAAACAUCAACACUUCAGGAUCAGGAAAUGCCGCAAAAUCAGGGAGAUAUAUAUAGAUCCCUAGGCCAAGCCAAACUCUACAAAGUGGCCGUAAUUGGUUUACACCAAGAGAACUUGUAGCACUGCUUCUGUCACUCACUGACACACAGUGGAUGUCGUUAGUUUACAUUAUUGCAUGCAAAUAUACAUGUAAACUCAGACUUUGAAGUAUUAUGCAUCAGCUGCUAAUGUACCACAGCAAGAAAGAAAUGACUUUAUCAAUUCACAAAUAUAUAUACAUGUAUAUGUAUAUAUAUUACCAAUUUUUACAUGUCUUAUUUGUAUAAUAGCUGCUUUUUCAGUGCUAAGUGAAGUCUCUUCACAGAAAUAUAGUGUUUGUUGUUCCAAGUAGAAAUUUCUGUUUAUUUGGAGCGACAUACUGCUUGCAUGUGUUUGUCUCACUAAUGCCCAGGGGUUGGGGUGGAGUGGGACUUAUUCUGUAAAUCUGUUGUAUCUUUGCUUUGGGUGCCAGGCAAGACAACACCAGUGGCACUGAAGUUUUGCACUAGUCAGUGAAGGCUACUGUUAUAUGCCUGGAACAGGGCAGGUAUAAAACAUUUGUCAGUGUAGGAGAAGGGCAGUUCCGUUUUAGAACUUGUGUUUAAGAAUUGAAAACUCAGUGGACAACACAACUCAUACACUCACCAACGUAUUACCACAGUUUGGGGGGCAGUGAGUCCUAAUUUAAUUUGCUUUUGCCACAUGCUUCCUCACUUCAUCUGAUCCAUUUUUGAAUACAUAUCCGAAAACUCAGUCAUAGAUAUUGAGAACAUUUCAUUGAAAAUACUCAUAGUUAAUGUUGAAAAAGACCUGUAUAUAUUUGAAGACUGGUUGCUUUCUGUACCACCAAACAAAAAACUGAACUCAAUAAUAGUAUAAGUAUUUGGUAUCUUCCAAUUACAAUUCAUGUCUAUUAUUACAUGUACAUAUGUAGAAUGCCAUAGUAUUAAUAAAAAUAUCAGCACUUGACUUGAUACUCAUUAAUAUGUGAAAAUUGAUAUGUUUAAGUAGAAAUGUACCAGUGAAUGUGAAUAUCACUGAAUUAUUUGAAGACGAGUCACCACCUUGUCAAGUAUUCAGUUUUUUGUCAUGUUUACUUGAUUCUUACCGGUUUACAAAUGCACAACAAAAUGAUUAACUGUAUUUUUAUGUCCACAUCAAAUGUAUAAGAGCAUAAAUUUGUAUUUAGACUAUUUUUUUCUGAAAAAUACCAACCCUGUAUUCCAGCCACACUUAUUAAGAAUCUUUUAGCUCAAUAAAUCUUGCCUCGAAGUAACUUGUACAGCACAUCAAACUUGGCUUGUUUUUCUUGCCUUAUUGUGUGUGACAUUUAUGCAUUGUUCUGGAUUCCCUUUUCCAGGUUCCAACGGUUCAGGAUAAUCCUGACAAAUCUUUGGAAAAAGUCAUGGAAACAUAUAGAAAAUUGGGAAAAAAGUAGGGUGCUGUGAAAUCCUGAUGUCUGAGGAAAAUGUCAUGGAAAUCAAGGGUUAUUUUUGAUGUGAUUAUGAAAUAAUGCUUAAUUAUCAAGCUGUCCUUUUUGGUUUAUAGAAGUGGCCAUGUAUGGCAAUCUUCCAACUGACCAAACAACACUUCUCUGAGAAAUUUCAUUAAAAGUCAUGGAAAUUUUCACAUUCCACACAAGUCCUGAAAAAGCCAUGGAAAGCCAGGGAACCCUGCAAUUCUGGCAACUGUCAAGCUUACCAUUGUGACAAGUUCAGUGUGAUGUGGUUGCCAAGCCUGGAUUAGCUCAUUCAUAGAAGCCUGUGGGUUAAUUUAGUGCUUUCCUACAAAUGCUCAGAGCAUGAAACAAAGAAAAUGUACAUGGGUUGCUUCUGCUAUUUUGUGGGAAUUAUUGCAAUGCAAAUACCCAAACUGUGCCAGGGCUUGUCUCUGGUUAAUAUAAAAUCAAAGAUAUUUUUCAUUGCUGGUUUUACGUGUUAAGUACCAAUAUAUUAAGACUAAAAGUAGUCUCCAGAAGCUUACCUCCAAAGUGUUGUCCAGAUCAAGAUCAAGAACAUGAGACAGAUGAUUUGGCUUCUGGUGAAGAAUCACCUAUUGAAAACCAGGUCAAGGGUCAAAGGCCAUGGUCAGGAACACCCAUGAGGUAUCGUAGGAAGAUGUGUGGUAGUAGAGUAUCCCUUGCCAGCAGACAGAGAAAUGCUGUGUCCAAAUCACACAGGUAUUUGCAAAGAAGCAAAACUUCCCAUCUGGCCAAGGCUGGAGGUAUAAAGAAAAGGGGGCUUACGAAGGAACGGAGAAGGGGUUAUAUUUACAAGCAAAAGGAGUCCCAAGUAAGAAAACACAACUGCUGCACAAUUGGUCGUGCUUUUGAGCCAUCCCCUAGAAUGGGUUUGCAGUUACAAAUACAAGACAAACACGUGGUUCUCCGAACGUCAGAAAACUUGUCGCUAACUUGGACUCAGACUUGUGUGAAGGACCACACUGGAUCUCCAUCCGUUCUUCCUGAAAUGACUGCCAAUGUAAAGUGUUCAGGAGGGACACUGACUUCAGCAAGGAAUGCAGAGAGUGCUAUGAUGCGUCACUUGCGAGGGACAGAGGCUGCAUUAUCUCCGAGUGAUGGCCAUUCAGGAUCUUCUGACGUACAGAUGCUGGAUAACCUGCCGUCUCCCAAUGGACAGCAGAAAGGUGACUGCUCUCUUUCUGGGGCAAAAAAAACACUCAUCAGAGCCAUCAGGAACAAAGUUACCCGAGAUAGGAGAACGACCGAACUUGGCAGCCUGACACCUCAUGCUGGAUCCAGUGGCCAAGGAGUCAUGUGUACAGCCUCAGUGUCUGAAAUCUCUGACCAGAGAGGAGCAUGUAGCCAAACCACCAUUCCCCAAGGGAGACAUCAUCAGUCACCCGCAGAGGAAUGUGUUAAGGUUGUUGGCUCGAGCGCUUGGAAUGUUGGCAAGAAUGCAGGUGCUGCCGCAUCCUCCCUUGGAGAGAGGUCUGUGAGGAAACUCCCUCUGAAAUCCAAAAUGAGCACUCUCUGUCGCCCGAAGCGAUUAAGCCACACUCCACGGAGAUCUGCAGUGAGAAAGACUCCCUUGGCCUCCAGAGGUCACGUGAGAUGUCCCAGCCUCCAAUGGAAUGUCUCACUGCCACCUGCUUCCACAUCCACCUCUGGAAUCUGCUUCAGUCAGCCGGUGAUUUCCAACGUGGUCGGGGGGCAGAAAGCUGUUGAGAUGACAAGGAUGGAAUUCGAUGCCAACUCAUCAUGGCAGAAUCAGAAUAAUGAAGAGAGUGUUCAUCAGUUGGAAGAAUACAAUCAUGCAGCUGAUAGACAAGAGCAAGUGAUCGCAAGCCCUUUGAUGGGUCACUCCCACUCCCAGCAACUCUCAGCCGAGGGCCGGCCAGGCUGCAGCACCGAAUGUCCAAAAUCAUACCCGACCAGGCCUAAUUGCAGUCUGGUGCCCACCUCGCUCACCGUCGCCACUGCAGGCCCCUCUCCUGAGAACACGCCCGUGUCAUCGGCAGGGCACCUGACAGUGGCUGAGCAAAACAUGGACAGUGUUUUCUGGACUUGCAUGUCCGAGGAUGUGGACCCAUCACAGAAGGCAGAAGACGCAAAACCCUCUGAUGACAAUGUACCAGUAGCCACAGAUAUGGCCCCAGUAACUGCUGAACACAUGCCUUAUGAAGGCGAGUUCGCUGAUCAAAAAGUUCGUCUGGCCCACGGAUACGAUGUCUUCAUUCGCCGCUCGGACCUGUGGGAGGCAGAGCGAGCCUCCAAGCAAUCUUGGUCCAUCUUGACCCGGCGCCUGCUGGACAUCUACUUUGACCGCAUGACCCUGGCCAUGGGCCGGGCCAGCCACCGGGGAACCAACGAGGACCACAAGCCCCUGGACCAGAACGUGAUCGGAGCAAUAAGAGCCUACAUCAAAGCCCGCUUCAACUUUGACAACCGGCGUAAGCUAAUGCAAGUCAUCGGCUUCUAUUGCAGUUAUUGCCGCAACAAAUUGAUGCAUCAGCUUCAGUAUAGCUAAUGCGCGGGAUGCUGCCUUGUGACAGACUUGUAAAUAAAGGCACUGAAGCGUGACUUAACUGGGUGUCAACCCAGCCGUCCACCCGACCACGAGUCAGUCUUUUGAACAGCAUCAUAUAGGGAACACCUUGUCGAUUGUGGUCAUGAAUACUCACCGUGACCCCACACAUACAGUAGCACAAUGGUUAGCGGACUGCUGAUGGACUCUGGGAAGAGGCAAGGAAUAUGUCCCUUUAGAUAAAAGGAGGUUGGCAGGUUACAAAAGAUGGGGCCCAUCUCCACCUAAAUUGUGACAUUCUUCAAAGUUUUGCUGUUGUUGUACACUUUUCUUGGUGUGGUAUAAGGACAAUUCACCUCACCGUCUGAAGGCUGUGGCUAGUGUGUUUUUCCCACUGUGAAAUUGGAAUAAAUCAUAGAUACUGUAUUGUCGGCAAUAUUAUUUACAUGUACACAAAUUGUAAUCUUAUGUGCAAUCUUAUUGUGCGCAUUCCAUCUGUCAGGAAAAGGAAAACUUGGCAAGUGCCCUUCUCAAGAUAAGACCACACUCACCUUGUGACAGAGGAUGGUGCUUUCACCUCUGAACCGGCGCGCCUCCAAGAAUGAGGGAGAAGAAAGUGGAAAACCAAAGCAAUGAAAGAGUGGACCAUUUUGACACCAAAGUUGUCCAACAUUCUCGCGGGAAGCAUAGCCCCGGUGUAUGUUAUUGUACAUGUAUACAUGUACAUGUAGCUCCCAGUACAUGUACUAUGUGUUAGAGUAAUGUUCAUGAACGGCUCAUGUAUGACCAGAGGGUUGGGAGUAUGAAUCCAGAGUACCAGGGCCUUCUACCCACAUACAUGUUCAUGUAUCUUUUCAUUUACAGAUUUUUUUUUACUGUAGGCUUUGUUUUUCAACACAAAAGUGUCAAGAAUCAGGAGAGAAAUUGGAUCUCUUGAGAGUGAUACACCACAUGGUCAAGAAUGUUCACGUGCAUCGGGCACGGAGUGUGCAUGUUGGGUGUAUGUACAUGUUUAUUUGUGUGGGCAAAGGGUGCAUGGCACCACUGGCAAGCAGUUAUCUCCAUACUCUCUUGAGCUGUUGUAUUGGCCAGCGAUGUACAAAGUGGAUUUCACUUUUAAGUUAUACACGUAUUUGUUAUUUGCCAUGGUAAACUUCUUCAUGCUGUGAACCGACGAAACACACUUACAGUUUAAUUUGACCUUUGACCAGAGCAAGGCCAACAUGUAAUCUGUUUCACUGGAUAUUCCAAAAGAAAUGCACACCUUGCAAAGCAUAUGAGUAAGUUUGCACCAACAGGUUCAUUUUUCAAAUAUUAUUUUGACCGUCUCCCGCCCUGUGUUGUGAAGAUCAUGAAUGUGGAGAAAAUGUACGUGUAUUUUCAACCUUUUUUCAUUGUCUCAAGAAAUGAAACUACAUGUGCAUGUAUUUUACAUGUAGUUGAUCACAUGUGUAGAGAAUGUUGUAAUCGAUUUUGCUUAUGGAGUUUACAUGUAUAAUGAUUGGCAGUGAAACUCACAUGUAUUUGUUGAAUUGUGUGUGAUUUUGAGAGUUCUAGAAAGUUGUUUUGACAUACCAGCACAUUGAAAAUGAAGAAGGGAAAAGAUCUGUUAGCAAAGACUAGUAUGUGAGUACAUGUAUGUUACUUUGCACUUCUUCAAAUUUCUUAGAAAGCUCUUGUAUAUUUAGAAACCAUGCGUUGGACGUGCUUGAAGAAUUGUGUGUUUUGCUAGUUGUUAAUGGUGGAAUUCCAGUCUCAAGUUUUGUUUCAUGAGUUUAUGGUACUUUGUUUUUAAAAUGGUGCAUGUACAUACCAGUAAAUGUAUACAAACAUUAUUUAUGUUAUGAUACAAUUUGCUACAAUACAAUUUGUAUGUUUUUGUAAAAAACCAUAUGCUUAAAGCUCUGCGAUACAAAUCACAAAUUUUGAUUUUCUCAGUCAUAUUUACUGCCUUAGAGCAACCUAUGAGAAAUAUGCUCACCACUGUAAGAUGUACCCAGAUUCAUUGGCAUUCAAAUAAACAAGUACUCCUUGAACAUUUUA